AUGCCCCUUCGGUUCACCUCUGCAUUUUUGCUCGGUGGCGCCAUGAAUGUGUUUGUGGGUGGUGCCGCCUACGCUGCCAGUAAAGCGUACACAAGCCCUUAUCCGCAGAAUCCAAAGAAUUCCGUUGUUUAUUUUGAUACAGCCGUGCAAGAUGGUCAUACAUGGUUUGGCACCGCAUCCACAUCACCCGUGGGGCGCAUAGAAAUGGAGUUAUUCGAUGACACGGUCCCCAUCACAGCCCGCAACUUUCGUGAACUCUGCCGUGGGUACACCAAAGCGACACCGGAAGGGAAACCAUUGCACUUCAAGGGUUCGAUUUUCCAUCGUAUCAUUCCUGAUUUUAUGAUUCAAGGUGGAGAUAUCACAAAAGCUAACGGAACCGGCGGUUGCUCCAUCUAUGGUGUGCGCUUCAAAGAUGAGUCUUUUGAGGCGAAAGCGGGCCGGCAUUGUGGUCCUGGUAUUUUGUCAAUGGCCAAUGCUGGUCGAAACACCAACGGCUCUCAGUUUUUCAUUUGUACCGUGCCGUGCCCGUGGCUUGAUGGGAAGCAUGUGGUGUUCGGGCAGGUGCUCCGUGGGUUUGAUCACGUGAGGUUAAUUGAGGGACAUGGCACACCGCAUGGGAAACCAACCAAAACGGUUAUUAUUUCUGACAGCGGAGUGCUGAAGGAACCGGCGUAG
This is a messenger RNA of Trypanosoma brucei brucei TREU927, 678 nucleotides long. RefSeq names its product cyclophilin-type peptidyl-prolyl cis-trans isomerase, putative (gene Tb927.7.280). NCBI's taxonomy places the organism in Eukaryota, Euglenozoa, Kinetoplastea, Trypanosomatida, Trypanosomatidae. The record is from RefSeq and is a predicted model, not a curated record. The coding region runs from base 1 to 678 and encodes 225 amino acids. The transcript has a single exon. Gene Ontology annotation, biological process: protein folding; protein peptidyl-prolyl isomerization. Gene Ontology annotation, molecular function: peptidyl-prolyl cis-trans isomerase activity.